CUGACGAAAGCCACAAGCCGACCCUCGACGAAAGCGGACAAAAUAUUCAGACAUGGGGUCAAAGCUGUCACCCUGGCGAGCAGUUGAUACGGCCAGUCAUGAACGGCAAGUCUUUGAGCGCACAAUCUUUGGCUUUGAGUCUGUUCUGGCCUCUUUCAACGAGCAUGCCUUUGGCCCUGCUGAGCCCAGCGUAGGCCUUCAAAUUGGGGUGAAUACAUCGAUGCAAGCCAGGGACCGGAGAGAAAGAUUUCUAAUGUUUGGCUGGAUGUCUUCGCAUGAUGACAAGGAUAGCAUCAGGCUGCAGUUCACGCCUCUUUCCGACAGGGCCAGAAAAGAUUGGCUGGAACAGACGCUGGAGGUGGAAAGGGAAGAUUUAUCAAUCGAAGAUCUUAGAAUCCAGCAGAGCACCGUCUUGCCAUUAGGUCGCGUCAAUGAGCCUGAUUCGUACAUGAUCAAGUUAAUCGUCAGCAUGUCAAGCAGAGCCGAUCUUCUUUCGAUUCUGAUCAGAUCUCAUCAUGUUCUCUUCGAUGGACCUGGCCUGCUCUCCGUGCUCGAUCGCUUUCUGGAAAGACUUGCUUUAGAUGGCCAUGGUGCGCUCGACAACGAUCACGUGGCGCCUAGCGUUGAUAUGCAAAGCCCUCUGAGGCGGCUCAGAAGCCAUGCUCUAGACGCCGUGGGCAUGACGGAAGACGACUACAAUUCAGGCGAGCCUUACGGAGACCUUGGCAAGCGACUGAUUGAGGUGGGUUGCUUGAUGCCAAAUGGGG
Molecule: messenger RNA, 767 nt
Organism: Acaromyces ingoldii
Lineage: Eukaryota; Fungi; Basidiomycota; Exobasidiomycetes; Exobasidiales; Cryptobasidiaceae
Exons: 2
Source: RefSeq, a predicted model, not a curated record